Messenger RNA from Amblyraja radiata (thorny skate), 2725 nucleotides. RefSeq names its product actin-like. The transcript is spliced from 8 exons. The record is from RefSeq and is a predicted model, not a curated record. Lineage: Eukaryota; Metazoa; Chordata; Chondrichthyes; Rajiformes; Rajidae. Bases 189 to 1376 code for a protein of 395 amino acids.
AGACUUUGGGAGAAGAGGACUGUGGUUUGAGGGAGAUUGACUCAGUUUCUGCACUACGGGAGCAAUCGGUCAGCAAGGUUACAGUGGUAGUUCAGGAGGAUGGGAGUGAUCCAACACAGGCAGAAGCAACCAGACCCCCCGACUCUGAACUGCACGAUCUGGCGCUAUAUUGUGAUGAAGACCUGCUGAUGAGACAUGAAGAUGGUUCAUUGCCACAGGUGAUUGACACCUGUAGCUUGCCCAGUGACCUGGGCCUUCCGGUUAUAAUUGAUAAUGGCAGUGGGCUGAUAAAAGCCGGACUCUCAGGAAAUCAUUCUCCAGCUUUCGUUUUCCCAAGUGUGGUUGGAAGGCCAAAGAACACAUCAAUGAAUAUCUUUGGAUCAUCUGGAAGAGAAACGUACGUCGGAGAGGAAGCCCAAAGGAAACGCAGCAUUCUUCAAUUGAUUUAUCCAAUUCAGAAUGGACUGAUCACACAUUGGACAGAAAUGGAAGUCCUCUGGGGGCACACGUUUGAAAACGAACUGCGUCUUGACGUUGAGAACCAUCCAGUUGUUAUGACGGAGCCAGCGAACAACCCCCAGAAGAACAGGGAGAAAACAACUGAGAUUCUUUUUGAAGCAUUUCAAGUUCCGUCUCUACUUUUGGGGAUCCAGGCAGUGCUGGCUUUACACUCCACCGGCAGAGUUUCUGGGACAGUCAUUGAUUCAGGAUCUGCUGUGACACAUGUGGUGCCUAUUUUUGAAGGAGGUGCUUUGAACAACGUCGCCCAGCGCGUGUCCCUGGGAGGAGAGGACCUGACGGAACACUUGAUGAGAUCCUUGGCUGAAAACAACAGCUGGUCUUUCACUUCCAAAGCUGGCCUAGAUAUUAUCAGAAAUAUCAAGGAGAAAUUUUGCUACGUGGCCCUGGAUUUUGAAACAGAGCUCCAGAACUUCAAGAAUAAUCCAGAUGCAAUAAAGGAAGAAUAUGAGCUUCCAGACGGGCAAAAUAUGAUCAUCACAAACCAGAAAUUCAGCUGUCCUGAAGUCAUGUUCAAGCCAUUUUUAAUAGGCAAGGACAUUCAGAACUUGCCUUCAUUGGCACAUUCUGUGAUUGAGCGUUGUAAAGAAGAUAUCUGCGAUGACAUGUACGCCAACAUUGUCCUAGCUGGUGGUAAUACAAUGUUCAGAAACAUGGGAGAGAGAAUUCAACAGGAAAUAUCAGACCUUGUAAAACCAGGAAAGAAGGUGAAGGUUCUUGCACCUUCCAACAGGAAGUACCUUUCAUGGAAAGGAGCAUCCAUUUUAGCAGGUCUCUCCACUUUCCACCACAUGUGUAUAGCACGCCAAGAUUUUGAAGAGUAUGGAGCAACUGCUUUGUACAGGAAAUUAGUUUAGCAACAGAUGAAAAUGCAAAUCCCCAAAUCUGUUGUAAACAAGUUAUUCACCUGUUUAUUUUUGCUGUGCCAGCACAGCCAGCAUUUAAUACUAUUACACAUCUUUAGAUUGGCAACAGCAAAUGUCACUGGAACUAUUCAACAUCUCACUGGCUGAGAUUUGGCCAGCAGCUAGUUCAGAGUUGUAUCAUAUUUAUAACUUGGGAUCAGCUGUAUCAUUAACAGCUCAGGUAUUUUAACUCGACCGCCAGUGCUGGAGCCUGCAUUUAGACCAGUGCACAAUUUAAAAUCCCAUUCUACCUCUAACUUUAUACCAAGCUCUAACUUAUACAGGCUCCUACACUUAUUUGUAGACUAUUGAAAGUAUAUUCAUGAGAUAUAGGAAUGAACAACAUUCAAAAUUAAACAAAGGGACUCCUUCCCAGACUCCCACCUAUUUCUUCUCUGACCUGAAAUGUUACCUAUACAUGGUCUCCAGCGGUGCCAUCUGAUUUGCUGUGUUACUCCAGCACUUUGUGUCCUUUUGUGUAUUAACCAGCAUCUGCAGUUCCUUAUUUCUACAUUCAAAAUGAAACCACCGGAAUACUACCUUUUCCCCUCACAAUUUGAGACAUCUUAGAAGUUUAACAGUUUAUGACUGUUCUGUACUAGGUAUUUGUAACUAUAGACACUCCAAAUCUCAGGACCAUAAACAUAUCUGUCUCUGUUCAAACUUAUACAUAGAAACAUAGAAAAUAGGUGUAGGAGGCCAUUCGGCCCUUCGAGCCAGCACCGCCAUUCAUUGUGAUCAUGGCUGAUCGUCCCCAAUCAAUAACCCGUGCCUGCCUUCUCCCUUGAUUAUAGAAACAUACAAUUCUGUACACAAACUGAAAACUUACCUCCAAAUCAAUGUGUAAUUGUGUGGCUUUUUGAUGGAGGAGGGUUACUCAAAUUACUGACCAGCAGAAAUGGACUAGUAAUGGGAGUUUAAAGUCUUAGUUUUCUAACAUGCAGUAUUUACAGCUAACAGAGUUCAGAGUAAAUUUUGUUUCCACAGGUAUGUGGCUAACAUAGAAUCUUAAUCUGAGCUAAUGGCAAUAGCAAGAAAACUAGUUUGGAACAAGACAUUGUGAUAAAUUAAUAUAGAGCAAAUCUGAGGAAUUUAUAUUAACAGGUUUCAGAAUGCUUUAGUAACUGAGACCAAGCAGGUGCUAUUACCAUUCCCUGCAAAGCUUCAGAAUAAUUGAGUAUAUUUCCAGAGUCUGUAACUAGAAACUGAUGUUGAGUGAAUUAUGACAGAUCAGGAUGUUUAGGCCACAGGCUUGUAAUUGAAGUGGAAAACUGGCAUCCAUAUCUAUUCAAAUUUCAAUU